Saccostrea cuccullata (small rock oyster) is the source of this 2007-nucleotide messenger RNA. Its product is annotated as fatty acid hydroxylase domain-containing protein 2-like. The record is from RefSeq and is a predicted model, not a curated record. Gene Ontology annotation, cellular component: endoplasmic reticulum membrane. The transcript is spliced from 6 exons. Gene Ontology annotation, molecular function: C-4 methylsterol oxidase activity; iron ion binding. The coding region runs from base 15 to 1025 and encodes 336 amino acids. Gene Ontology annotation, biological process: sterol biosynthetic process. NCBI's taxonomy places the organism in Eukaryota, Metazoa, Mollusca, Bivalvia, Ostreida, Ostreidae.
GUAUUUGAAGGAAAAUGCAUUCUGUGGACAGCCCCAUUCCCCCAGCAGACCACCAUGACAGGAGCAGAGUAACCAAGGUCCUUGACUCGAUAAAGAAGGCUAUCUUUAUACUUGGAACAGCGUGUAUCGUGUUUUAUGCAGCCAGUAACUCCAUUACAUGGCAUUUACAGAGAAUAUGGGGUGCAUCAGGCAAUCUGUGGCAAAAAAUAUGGGACGGAAUUUAUCUCAGUUUUGGAGAAAAUGAUCUAUUCAUUGGUGUUGCUGGGACCUACAUUGUAACCAUGAGUGUGUUCUGGUUUGCCAACUUCUUUCUCCUUAUAAUGGAGGUAACCAAGUGGCCAAAAAGUUUGAUGAAAUAUAAGAUACAGGAAGAGCCUCUACCAGAGAAACAGAAACCGAUGUUGAUCAGAGCGAUACAAGUAGUGUUGUUUAAUCAAACUGUGAUCACCAUACCCUUCAUGUUUGGGAUGUACUACUUAAUGAAGUGGAGGGGCUGUCACUUCCAAGGGGAACUACCCACCUUUCACUGGUUCCUGCUGGAAUUAACAGUGUUCUCCCUUGUGGAAGAGCUCUUUUUCUACUAUUCUCACAGACUCCUUCACCACCGAAAUCUGUACUCCUACAUCCACAAACGACAUCAUGAAUGGACUGCUCCUAUAGGCAUAAUUUCCCUCUAUGCUCACCCCAUAGAGCACUUAGUUAGUAAUCUGCUGCCCCCUGUCUUGGGCCCCUUUCUGAUGGGAUCUCACCUCUGUUCUGCCUGGCUUUGGUUUUCUAUAGCUCUUCUGUCUACCACUGUGGCUCACUGUGGUUACCACUUCCCACUGUUACCGUCACCAGAGGCCCACGACUACCACCACAAAACGUUUAUUAACAAUUUUGGAGUUCUUGGAAUCUUGGAUCGUCUCCAUGGGACAGACACAGCUUUCCGCAACAGUAAGGCUUAUCAGAGGCACAUUCUUCUAUUGGGAUUAACCCCACUAUCUCAACAGAUCCCAGACUCUCAGUCAAAGAAAGCACGGUGAUGCUGACCAUGUUCCCAUGGCUGUCUCAACAAAAGAUCUGAAAGUUACCCACCACAUCAUUUGAUGGCACUUAAAUUUAAUGUUUUGAAGUUGUGAAUCUAUUUGUUUAUAAUUAUGACAUAAAAGUAUUAUUGUCAUGUUUUCUGCGACACUAGUCUGAAAUAAUUGUAAGGCUUACAAUUUUCAUGUCAUGAAUAUAUCAUGAGAAAUGAUUAGAUGCCAAGUGACUACCGAAAAAAUUAUUGCAUGACACAUAAUUUGGUGUAAAAUAAAGAAUCAUUGCUAAACAUUGCAGUAGAGUUCUUCAAACAGCUGUUUUGGUUCAUAUUUAAUUUUACCAUUUAUUGAUACUACAGUAAGAAUCCUUCUACUCUGUUUGUGUUUUGUUUAAAUUUUUUUACUUGCUUUAAUGUUUUGGGAACAAAUACAUGUAUGUAAUGUGAAUAACGAUUGCUUAUGAUCAAAUUUCUAUUUCUGUUUUCCUUAACGAUAUACUUAAUUGACAUCUUGUGGAUGGAAAUAUCUAAUACUCUGAUAUUGACAAGGUAAAAAACAGCAUGAUUACAUGGUGUAGAAAUGCAAGAAUUAUCGUUUUCUUUCUUAUUAACUUUUCCAUCAAUGCUCUAAUAAUCAUACAUGUACAGUAUUUCUUAUACUUACUUUUAAAUAUCUGUAUUACUAUAGUAUAAUCUCAAUUGCUUUCAGGCCUCAGUUUUAUAAAUAAUUUCAAUGUAAGCUUUUUUUUAAAAAAAAAAUAUCCUGAUGAAAGCAUGAGCUCUGAAUUUCCUGGCAAUUUAUAAUUGAUAAAAACAAGACUUUUUUAUUUAAAAAGCAGACACUAGUGUAUGUACUUCUGUAUAUAAAUGUAUUUUGCUGAUCAAAGACUUCUUUGUCUUUGUCUGGUUAUUUAUCAUGCAGGACACCAGAAAAUGUUUUUUUUUUGUUUUGAAUUAACAAUACGAUAAAUGAACAACAAAAACAA